This is a messenger RNA of Phalaenopsis equestris, 606 nucleotides long. RefSeq lists its product as uncharacterized. The annotation marks the transcript as partial. The transcript has 2 exons. The record is from RefSeq and is a predicted model, not a curated record. Lineage: Eukaryota; Viridiplantae; Streptophyta; Magnoliopsida; Asparagales; Orchidaceae.
GAUUUAAAGCGUGGUUCAACUGGUUUAGGUUGGGAUCCAAUAAAGCGAACCAUUGAUGUUUCGAAAGAGUGGUGGGCAGAAAGGCUCGUGGUGGUGCCGGCAGCUAAAAAGUAUAAAACUUGUGGGAUUGAACCUGAUUUGGAGGAGAAGUUAGACCUAAUGUUCGGGGGUGUCGUUGCCACAGGGAAAUAUGCAUGCGCUCCAAGCGAGAUGGGAUUUGGUGAAACACAGGACAAUGUUGCUGUCAGCUUAUCAGAUGAUUCACCUGAAUUCCCAAGUCCAGGUCCCACUGAGAUUCAAUCUACGAACCGCCCUAAGCGAUCUAGGUUCGAGAGUAAAAAAAAGGGUGGAGCUGCGACUAUCAGAAACCAGAUAUCAUGCCUAAUGGAUUCUUCCAAUGAUGCCCCCCAUAAAGUGCAGAAAACAUCAAUUAAUGAGGUCGUGGCUAUUCUAGAGCAGGAUCCGAGUAUUGCAGCGGAUAAUGAGCUAUACUACUUUGCUGUUGAGCUGCUUCAAGAUUCGGUGCAGAGAGAUUUUUUCACAGCAAUUGCCAAAGAGCGAAGGGUGUCGUAUCUACAAAAUUUUUAUGAGCGCAAGAAAUUUUGA